AUGGCGGAUCAGGGCGGUACUGACCAGGAGGAUUCGUAUAAGGGGAAUUCGCUGCCUGUCUUCCCAGAGGAGGAGCCAAAGCAACACCAAGUCGCAGUUUCACGGGCCGCUUCAAAGGGGAGAUAUGCAAGAUUUAAAGAGAAUUUGAAUGCCAAGCCACAGGAGACAAAGCAACAUCACCAUCAAGUUCACGUCUCAUGCGCCGCUUCAAAAGGGAGGAGUCGAGCUGGUUGGAUGUCCAUGGAGAGGAGCACUCCUGAAGGUAUCAACAUGGAGGAACAUGCUUCGAGGUUUCAGCCUUUGCCCCUACCCAGAUUUACGGGUGACUUUGAGCGGGCUACCGUCGGAAUUCCAGUUGUAAUGCGAAAGAGGAAGCCUCUGGAGGUGAGGAAUGCGCUCCGCGAAAGAAGAGUCGCGGCCAAACAAAAGGACGCGCGCUACCAUGCGGAGGUGGCCUUGCAUAAAUACAACAGAGCCAACAACACCAAGUUUGAGCUGGUGGAGGUAAAAGUGAUAUCUAUAUUUUAUGAGUUUGGAGGGGCCGGCGCCCAUUAUAACUUCACAGCUAAGCAGCCUGAGGAGCAACAUUCUGCUGAUGCCGACAGUACCAAGCUAUUCUUCUCUGAAGUCCACCUGAAUUUUCGGAGUGAGAAUGACGUGAUUAUUUGCUGUAUAGUUGGGGAAAAUGACGCAGGGCGUUGCUAUGGCUGUGAAAACUACCAGCCUGUUGUUCACCCAAGCAGCCAAGCAUAUGGCGGUGGUAGUAGUACUUGUAUUGACUAUCCUGGUUCGGACGGCGAUAGCGACAGCGACUAG
Triticum dicoccoides is the source of this 816-nucleotide messenger RNA. RefSeq lists its product as uncharacterized. Lineage: Eukaryota; Viridiplantae; Streptophyta; Magnoliopsida; Poales; Poaceae. The coding region runs from base 1 to 816 and encodes 271 amino acids. The record is from RefSeq and is a predicted model, not a curated record. The transcript is spliced from 6 exons.